Molecule: messenger RNA, 2779 nt
Organism: Pseudopodoces humilis (Tibetan ground-tit)
Lineage: Eukaryota; Metazoa; Chordata; Aves; Passeriformes; Paridae
Gene: KPNB1
Product: karyopherin subunit beta 1
Biological process (GO): protein import into nucleus
Molecular function (GO): small GTPase binding
Source: RefSeq, a predicted model, not a curated record
CCCCCCCCUCCCCUUCCCCUCCUCCUCCUCCUCCCGCCGGCGCCGGAGCCGCCACGCCGCCGCCAUGGAGCUCAUCACCAUCCUAGAGAAGACGGUCUCGCCGGACUGCUCGGAGCUCGAGGCGGCGCAGAAGUUCCUGGAGCAGGCGGCCAUCGAGAACCUGCCGACCUUCCUGGUGGAACUGUCCAAAGUGCUGGCAAACCCCGGCAACAGCCAGGUCGCGCGCGUGGCCGCCGGGCUGCAGAUCAAGAACUCGCUGACCUCCAAGGAUCCCGACAUCAAGGCCCAGUACCAGCAGAGAUGGCUCGCCAUCGACGCCAACGCCCGCAGGGAGGUCAAGAACUUCGUGCUGCAGACCCUGGGCACGGAGACGUACCGGCCCAGCUCGGCGUCGCAGUGCGUGGCCGGCAUCGCCUGCGCCGAGAUCCCCAUGAACCAGUGGCCGGAGCUGAUCCCGCAGCUGGUGGCCAACGUCACCAACCAGCACAGCACCGAGCACAUGAAGGAGUCCACGCUCGAGGCCAUCGGUUACAUCUGCCAGGACAUCGAUCCAGAGCAGCUCCAGGACAAAUCCAAUGAAAUCCUGACUGCCAUAAUCCAGGGAAUGAGAAAGGAGGAGCCCAGCAACAAUGUGAAGCUUGCAGCUACCAACGCACUCCUGAAUUCUUUGGAAUUCACCAAAGCAAACUUUGACAAAGAGUCUGAAAGGCACUUUAUUAUGCAAGUAGUCUGUGAAGCCACACAGUGUCCAGACACGAGGGUACGAGUGGCUGCCUUACAGAACCUGGUGAAGAUAAUGUCCCUUUAUUACCAAUACAUGGAGACGUACAUGGGGCCUGCCCUCUUUGCUAUCACAAUCGAGGCGAUGAAAAGCGACAUAGACGAGGUGGCUCUGCAGGGCAUCGAGUUCUGGUCCAACGUCUGCGACGAGGAGAUGGACCUGGCCAUCGAGGCCUCGGAGGCAGCAGAACAAGGACGGCCCCCAGAGCACACCAGCAAGUUCUAUGCCAAGGGGGCACUGCAAUAUUUGGUCCCUAUUCUAACCCAGACCUUAACAAAACAGGAUGAGAAUGACGACGAUGACGACUGGAACCCCUGCAAGGCGGCGGGGGUGUGCCUGAUGCUGCUGGCCACGUGCUGCGAGGACGACAUCGUCCCCCACGUGCUGCCCUUCAUCAAGGAGCACAUCAAAAAUCCCGACUGGAGGUACCGGGAUGCUGCCGUCAUGGCCUUCGGAUGCAUCCUGGAAGGGCCCGAGCCCAACCAGCUCAAACCUUUAGUAAUACAGGCCAUGCCAACGUUGAUAGAGCUGAUGAAGGAUCCCAGUGUGGUGGUCAGGGACACGACAGCCUGGACUGUGGGCAGGAUCUGCGAGAUGCUGCCCGAGGCCGCCAUCAACGAUAUCUACCUGGCCCCGCUGCUGCAGUGCCUGAUGGAGGGGCUGAGCGCCGAGCCCAGGGUGGCCACCAACGUCUGCUGGGCCUUCUCCAGCCUUGCUGAAGCUGCGUAUGAAGCUGCAGAUGUGGCUGAUGAUCAGGAAGAGCCAGCAACCUACUGCUUAUCCUCCUCCUUUGAGCUGAUAGUGCAGAAACUGCUGGAGACUGCAGACAGACCUGAUGGACACCAGAAUAACUUGAGGAGUUCUGCCUAUGAAUCCCUGAUGGAAAUAGUGAAAAACAGUGCCAAGGACUGUUAUCCUGCUGUCCAAAAAACCACCCUGGUCAUCAUGGAGAGGCUCCAGCAAGUGCUGCAGAUGGAGUCUCACAUCCAGAGCACCUCUGACAGAAUUCAAUUCAACGAUCUCCAGUCCCUUCUCUGUGCUACUCUCCAGAACGUGCUGCGGAAGGUGCAGCACCAGGACGCGCUGCAGAUCUCGGACGUGGUGAUGGCGUCACUGCUCAGAAUGUUCCAGAGCACGGCCGGCUCCGGGGGGGUGCAGGAGGACGCCCUGAUGGCCGUCAGCACCCUGGUGGAAGUUCUGGGUGGAGAAUUCCUGAAAUACAUGGAUGCCUUCAAACCUUUCCUUGGGAUUGGGCUGAAAAACUACGCUGAGUACCAGGUCUGCCUGUCGGCAGUGGGGUUGGUGGGGGACCUGUGCCGAGCCCUGCAGUCCAACAUCCUCCCCUUCUGCGACGAGGUGAUGCAGCUGCUCCUGGAGAACCUGGGGAACGAGAACGUGCACAGGUCGGUGAAGCCUCAGAUCCUCUCAGUGUUCGGGGACAUCGCCCUGGCCAUCGGGGGCGAGUUCAAGAAGUACCUGGACGUGGUGCUCAACACCCUCCAGCAGGCUUCCCAGGCCCAGGUGGACAAGUCCGACUACGACAUGGUGGAUUACCUGAACGAGCUGCGGGAGGGCUGCCUGGAGGCCUACACCGGGAUCAUCCAGGGGCUGAAGGGAGACCAGGAGAACGUGCACCCUGACGUGAUGCUGGUGCAGCCCAGGGUGGAAUUUAUCCUCUCCUACAUCGACCACAUCGCGGGGGACGAGGAUCACACGGACGGGGUGGUGGCCUGCGCCGCAGGACUCAUAGGGGAUUUGUGUACAGCUUUUGGGAAGGAUGUCCUGAAAUUAGUAGAAGCCAGACCCAUGAUCCAUGAACUGCUAACGGAAGGGAGGAGAUCCAAGACGAACAAAACGAAAACCCUCGCCACCUGGGCCACAAAAGAGCUGAGAAAACUCAAGAACCAAGCUUGAUCUGUUACCAUUGGGACGACACCUGAGGACCCCCACUGGAAAAAAACAACAACACCAACAACACCAAGAGAAAAAAAAAAAAAA